Molecule: messenger RNA, 369 nt
Organism: Serendipita indica DSM 11827
Lineage: Eukaryota; Fungi; Basidiomycota; Agaricomycetes; Sebacinales; Serendipitaceae
Source: the annotation of a GenBank genome assembly
AUGAGUGGCAUCAAAGCGUCGACUGAAACCACGAUGAGCCAGUAUCAGCACGUCAACAAAUCUGAGCUCGACGAGGCCCAAAUUCGCGCUUUGGAGGAGCACGAGAUCAGUCAGGGGCCUCUGAGCGUCCUCCAGCAAUCCGUCCGCAACCACACCCAGAUUCUCAUUUCGCUCAGAAACAAUAGAAAACUUUUGGCUCGAGUCAAAGCGUUUGAUCGCCACAGUAACAUGGUGUUGGAGAACGUCAAAGAGAUGUGGACAGAAACGCCUAGCGGAAAAAAUAAAAAGCCCGUCAACAAGGACCGUUUCAUCAGCAAAAUGUUCCUCAGGGGCGACUCCGUGAUCUUAGUUUUGCGCAACACUGCUUGA